AUGGACCCAACGAAAGCGUUCGAUUACAAUGGUUCAGAUUAUCACUAUCCUCCAGGAGCAGCUGGCGGAGCUGCGAAUGGGAAUGGAGCCAGUGUUUCCCCUUAUUUUGCUUACUCCCACUUCCCUGGAUCCUCAUCAACGAAUGGGGCAUCAAGUGUCGGAAUUUAUGGUACUCCACAACAAUCCAGUGCAUAUAUGUAUAAUCAAGGUCCAGGAAGUUCACCUGAAGAGGGUUUCCCGGAGCACACAACAACAAAAAUCGUGGAAGGAUGCGAAGCGAAAUAUAAUACGAAAGGAAAGAAAAUGAGGAAACCACGAACGAUUUAUAACACUCAACAGUUGGCACAGCUCCAGAAAAAGUUCGAUAAAACACAAUAUUUGGCACUUCCGGAUAGAGCUGCACUGGCUGCUGAACUGGGAUUGACACAGACUCAGGUAAAAAUCUGGUUUCAAAAUCGAAGAUCGAAGCAGAAGAAGCAAAAGACUCCUGGAACAUCAGAUCGCGCAUCGGAUGAAGACGACGACACAGAAGAGUCGAAACCUGAAAGCUCACCAAUGAGCGAUUCUAUGAUGAAUCAGGUGAGCACUGCUCCGCAACGCACACUUGGUUCAAUUAAAACCGAAUUGAAAGAGGAAUAUGGAACGGAUAACUCAUCUCCACCACAAAACCAUCCGACUCCAAAUGGUUCUAUGAUGCCUGAUUGGCCAAGUCUUCCACAUCUUCCAUCAGUUUCCAGUCAACAUCUUCCACCCGUCAGUACACUUCCACCAAUGCCAGGAGUUGCUCAACUCAAUGGGUAUGAAAUUAAAUAUGAUGCUGAUAAACAGCCACAACCACACCUUUUGAAUCAAUAUGAUAUGUCUUAUAAUUAUUUCUAUGCUCCUUCAUAUCCUACAUAUCAGUAG
Molecule: messenger RNA, 906 nt
Organism: Caenorhabditis remanei
Lineage: Eukaryota; Metazoa; Nematoda; Chromadorea; Rhabditida; Rhabditidae
Exons: 5
Coding region: 1-906 (301 amino acids)
Biological process (GO): regulation of transcription by RNA polymerase II
Molecular function (GO): DNA-binding transcription factor activity, RNA polymerase II-specific; RNA polymerase II cis-regulatory region sequence-specific DNA binding
Source: RefSeq, a predicted model, not a curated record